Linum tenue is the source of this 186-nucleotide messenger RNA. NCBI's taxonomy places the organism in Eukaryota, Viridiplantae, Streptophyta, Magnoliopsida, Malpighiales, Linaceae. The record is from the annotation of a GenBank genome assembly.
GCAGUGAUUCGUUAUGGAAGGGAAGUUCUUUUCCAUGGAAAUCAAAGCACCGGCGACAAUUUCCAUGGCGUUCCAAACAUAGACCACUCAGAACACUUUGUGAGGAAAUACAUUAUAGGUUGGCUGCAUUGGUUGUGUAACAAUGGUGGAUUUGAAUAUUUUCGUUUCGAUUUCGCAAGAGGGUAG